Molecule: messenger RNA, 3736 nt
Organism: Suillus paluster
Lineage: Eukaryota; Fungi; Basidiomycota; Agaricomycetes; Boletales; Suillaceae
Exons: 25
Coding region: 32-3574 (1180 amino acids)
Biological process (GO): mismatch repair
Cellular component (GO): nucleus; MutSalpha complex
Molecular function (GO): mismatched DNA binding; ATP-dependent DNA damage sensor activity; ATP binding
Source: RefSeq, a predicted model, not a curated record
UCCAAGUACCGUAUUCCUUGAACACGUCAAAAUGGCACCUACGCCUGCAAAGAAAAACUCUACCGACAAUAUGGCGCAGAAGAGUCUUAUGAACUUUUUUGCGAAACCUGGCCUGUCCACGUCGAGUUCAGUCGCAGCAACAAAGAAGACGACCAGUGCAACGCCAGCGCGAAAAAGCUCUGAGUCGAUAAAAACUUCUUCAGCCGCUAAAACAAAACCAACAUUCACUCCCAAGACACCAGACUCGAGGCCGUCUUCUGACAUCGACAUCGAUGCAGAGAGCGGCAAGGACACUCCGCCGACCUCGGACCCCAUUCCUAUAGAUGUUGACAUGUUAUCAGAUGAUGAGGACGCGUCGGUAAAGAAGAGCGCUAAUUCUUCUCCUUCACGUGGACGCGCAAAGAAACCGCGCAUAACGCCUACACCCUCGCUUCCUGCUUCGGACGAGGAUGAGGCCGAGGACGUAGAAGUGCGCUCGCAGUUCUCAUCGCGCUUGACCAAGUUCCGCAAAUCACCUACCAAAUCAUCCAAGAAGAAAUCGAAAACUUCUGAUGACGAUGACUUCAUUGUCCCUGAUUCUGACUCAGAGCACGAGCGUUCCUCCUCGCGCGCCUCCUCGCGUUCAAAGUCGUCCAAGUCUGCCGCGUCGGACGAUGGGUCUGGUGAGGAAUCGGAUGCUCCCGCAAAGAAGUCCGCGAAGCCAAAGCGUCAGCCCCUGAAGAAGAAGUCAGGAGCAGUCGGCGGUGAAACAGAAAGCUCAAGUGCACUGGGAGGAAGCGCCAUGUUCUUGACGAAGGCGGAGCAGCGCGCACAAGAGAAGAAGACCGAGAAAAAGGCUACCGAGGAUCCGUUCUUCUUUUUGGUCGACGUGCGGGAUAAAGAUGGCGUUCGCCCUGAUGAACCAGGAUAUGACCCGCGCACGCUGUACAUCCCGAAGAAAGCAUGGACAGACUUUACGCCAUUUGAGAAGCAGGUGCAGUUGAUCUUUUGUUUUACUUUGAAUGCUUUUGUGACAAAAUUCCUAGAGCUCUACGAAGACGAUGCGCGGAUCGGGCAUCGGGAGUUUGACUUGAAGCUCACUCAGCGCGUGAAGAUGUCCAUGGUCGGCGUACCUGAGACGAGCUUCAACUUUUGGGCUGCGGUAAGGUAUAAAGUCGGCCGUGUGGACCAAGCAGAGACUGCCCUUGGCGCUGAAAUGCGUCUUGCCAAGGACAAAGGUACGAAGGGCGCAGGCGGAAAAGACAAAGAAAAGAUCGUCCGUAGGGAGCUCAACAAAGUCUAUACAAACGGCACCCUCGUGGACGAGGACCUCCUCACGGAUGAGCAAGCAGGACAUUGUAUCUCCUUGCGCGAGUCCGCCGAAGGAAAGGAUGGCCUGAGCAGUUUCGGAGUCUGCGUGCUCGAUAGCGCCACGAGCCAGUUUAGCCUGAGUUCAUUCGAGGAUGAUGUGUGCACGACGAAGUUGGAGACCAUGAUGAGACAGCUGCGGCCAAAGGAAGUAGUAUUCACCAAGGGAAAUCUUUCAGUGCAAACGACGCGCCUGCUGAAGUCCAUUCUCCCUGGAUCUUGUUUGUGGACCAGUCUCAGAGACGUCGAAGGGUUUACUUACCCGCAGACAAUCACCGAACUGAACAAUAUGUUUUCUGAGGUUGAUGUUGGCGACGAUGAUGCGAUGGAUGAAGAUGCCGAGUUAUCGGGUGUUGUACCGCAGAGUAUUCGUGACAUGGCGAGUUAUCGUGAUGCGAUGGAGGCCCUGGGCGCACUGAUCUGGUACCUCCGUCAGUUGAACAUUGACAAGGACCUCCUUAGCAUGCGGAACUUUGAUGUCUAUGAUCCAAUGAAGAGAGGAAGCAGUGUUGUGCUAGAUGGGCAGACGCUUGCCCACGUUGAGGUUCUGCUCAAUAAUGAAGGUACAGAAGAUGGAUCGUUGCAUAAACUCCUGGGGAGAUGCAUCACGCCGUUUGCACCUCGCGUCAAUGUUGAUAAAUUCUUCCACAGCUUGGAUGCUGUGGAGGACCUCAUCUCCCACGCAACUUUCGAGCAAGAAUUUACGGAACUCGCAAAAGGACUCCCCGAUCUGGAGCGGAUCGUUUCCAGGAUUCAUGCAAAUAAUUGCAAGGUGAAAGAUUUUGUGAAGGUCCUGGCGGCCUUCAAGAAGCUUAGCCGCGGCCUCGCGAAGCUCGCCGACAGCUCUGAGUCAUUCGAUUCGAAGACGAUCCUCGGACUUUUGAGAUCAGCGCCGGAUCUGACACCCAAUCUGAAGAACGUAGAAUCGCGCUUUACUCUGGAUAAGGAAACAGAUGAGCUGCUCCCUGUUGCAGGCAAGGAUGAGGCGUAUGAUGAAGUCAUGUGUGAAAUUGAAGAGCUUGAGAAGAUGUUAGACGCGCAACUCAAGAAGUUUGAGAAAAAACUUGGGUACAAUCUAGUGUGGUGGCAUAGCGCUCAGGGGAACAAAGAAAUUUAUCUGGUUCAGACGAAGGCGAAGGAGACAGGGAUGCCUAAUGACUGGGUCAAGAGCGGCGGUACCAAGGCAGCUAACCGUUGGAUAGUGCCUUCCCUUCAACCUACCAUCCGAAGUCUCAAAGAAGCACGCGAGAACCGUUCAGCAGCGGUAAAGUCCUUCAAAGGACGUCUCUAUGCCGAAUUCGACACAGACCGAGGCACGUGGCUCCGCGCAGUGCGUGUCCUCGCCGAACUGGACUGUCUCUUCAGUCUCGCGAAAGCGUCUGUGGCGAUGGGCGAGCCAAGCUGUCGCCCUGAGUUCGUGGAAGGCGAUGCUGCCUUUUUCGAGUUUGAAGAGUUGAGACAUCCGACGCUAGCGAGUUUGCGAGAGGGCUUUGUUGCGAACGAUGUCAAAUUGGGCGGUGAUAUCGGCAGGAUUGCGCUAUUGACAGGUCCGAACAUGGGGUUAGUUAUGCGCAUGACAGCUACAGGUGUCAUCAUGGCGCAGUUGGGCAUGCUCGUUCCUGCCAAGUCAGCUCGACUUUGUCCGAUAGAUGCUAUUCUCACGCGGAUGGGUGCUUAUGAUAACAUGUUCUCCAAUUCAAGCACGUUCAAAGUUGAGCUGGACGAAGGCACUUCUACCUAUGAUGGAAUGGCAAUUGCUGGAGCGGUGCUUCACGAAAUUGCUACCCGCACCCUUCCACUAGCAUUCUUUGCAACACAUUAUGGCUCGCUCACCGAUGAUUUCGCCUACCAUCCAAACAUCAGAAACAUGCACAUGUCCACCAUGCUUGAUGACGAGAAACACGAGCUUGUUUUCCUGUACAAGUUAGUUGAUGGCGUCGCAUCGUCGUCCUUUGGUACGCAUGUAGCGAAGCUUGCAGGCGUGCCCGAGGAGGUGGUCAAACGCGCCGAAAUCGUUUCCGAUGAUUUCGCGAAGCAAUUCAAAGCCAAGAUUGACGACCGGAAAAAGAAGUCGCUGGCAUCCAGGCUACCUUUGGUCGCCCAAGCGGACUUUGCUUAUAUCCUAUCCCUUGCCAUGGGUAAUUUGAAACUGCCAGAUGAUCCGUUUAAGCAGCGAGAACUGCUCAAAGGACUGAAGCAGGCUGUGCGUUCGUAUGUCAGCUCGUAAUUGCGUUGUUCAUUGCUUUCGAUCAUUGCUUUCUCUAUACCUCCACUGAUAGAAUACACUGCCCGUACAUUACUUGACACCCAGCACCUCACCAUUGACAGUUCUCGUUGUGCAUUCACUUUGACAGAAAUUGCUAUGUAAUAUGAUCAAUCCUUUCAACCA